GGGGGUGGCAGCGCAAAAGGGACCCCCGGAGCCCUGCCACCAUCAGAGAUCAAGCAUCUGGCAUCAGGGAUCUUCGGACCCAGCAGAAGGAUCAGCCACAGGGGAGGUGUCCUCCGGGAAAGCCAACGAGAGCUCCAACCUGCCCCACAUCAGGAGUGCCCACACCCCUGACGCUGCUGGCAACCUACUAGGCCCCUAACCCCUAAACCUCCUUCUCCAUCACCCUCCUCGGGCCCUUUCCACCACUCCAGCUCUUCACCCACACUUCCCAGCACCCCUGAUACACCCUGAUCCUCCAGGUCUUGAGCACACUGACCUCCAUCCUGGGAUAUUUGCCAAAUCUCUGGGAGGGAGAUCAUUUGUUUGGGCUAUGCCCCCUGGUGGCAUGACAGUGUCUGCUUAGACCCCUGACCCCUACCCCUCAACUCCCUGGGCCUCCUUUUGUGUGAAGAGCUGCCCCUCUGCCCAGCACUGUGGUUGGGGGCCAAAGGGAAAGCCAGCUCCGGCUGGGCCCGGCCCCCACCACUUGCCUCCUUGCUGGGCAGCUCCCCUUGGCCUUUGGGCCUCUUCCGGCUCCCCUCGGCCCCUCCUCCUGGGCCGCCCCAAUGAAGGAGCCGGAUGCCAUCAAGCUGUUUGUGGGGCAGAUCCCGCGGCAUCUGGAGGAAAAGGACCUGAAGCCCAUCUUCGAACAGUUUGGUCGGAUCUUCGAGCUGACUGUCAUCAAGGACAAGUACACCGGGCUGCACAAGGGAUGUGCCUUCCUGACCUACUGUGCCCGCGAUUCAGCCCUGAAGGCCCAGAGCGCCCUGCACGAACAGAAGACGCUUCCAGGGAUGAACAGGCCGAUCCAGGUGAAGCCCGCCGACAGCGAGAGCCGAGGAGAAGACCGGAAGCUCUUUGUGGGGAUGCUAGGGAAGCAGCAGACAGAUGAGGACGUCAGAAAGAUGUUCGAGCCUUUUGGGACCAUAGACGAGUGCACUGUGCUCCGGGGGCCAGACGGCACCAGCAAAGGCUGCGCCUUUGUGAAGUUCCAGACCCACGCUGAGGCCCAGGCGGCCAUCAACACCCUUCACAGCAGCCGGACCCUGCCAGGGGCGUCAUCCAGCCUGGUGGUGAAGUUUGCUGACACGGAGAAGGAGCGAGGUCUCCGCCGGAUGCAGCAAGUGGCUACCCAGCUGGGCAUGUUCAGCCCCAUCGCCCUGCAGUUCGGAGCCUACAGCGCCUACACCCAAGCUCUGAUGCAGCAGCAGGCGGCCCUGGUAGCGGCUCAUAGUGCCUACCUCAGCCCCAUGGCCACCAUGGCUGCCGUGCAGAUGCAGCACAUGGCCGCCAUCAAUGCCAACGGCCUCAUCGCCACCCCCAUCACCCCCUCCUCAGGAACCAGCACCCCUCCUGCCAUGGCCGCCGCCACGCCCGUCUCUGCAAUCCCUGCCACCCUGGGCGUCAACGGCUACAGCCCGGUGCCCACCCAGCCCACGGGGCAGCCUGCCCCUGAUGCUCUGUAUCCCAACGGGGUUCACCCCUACCCAGCCCAGAGCCCCGCAGCCCCCGUGGACCCCCUGCAGCAAGCCUACGCGGGCAUGCAGCACUACACAGCAGCCUAUCCAGCAGCCUACAGCCUGGUUGCGCCUGCGUUCCCACAGCCCCCCGCCCUGGUCGCCCAGCAGCCCCCGCCUCCUCCCCAGCAACAGCAGCAGCAGCAGCAGCAGCAGCAGCAAAGGGAAGGCCCUGACGGCUGCAACAUCUUCAUCUACCACCUGCCCCAGGAGUUCACGGACUCAGAGAUCCUUCAGAUGUUUGUCCCCUUUGGCCACGUCAUCUCAGCCAAAGUCUUUGUUGACCGGGCCACCAAUCAGAGCAAGUGUUUCGGCUUUGUGAGUUUCGACAAUCCGGCCAGUGCCCAGGCUGCCAUCCAGGCCAUGAACGGUUUCCAGAUUGGCAUGAAGCGCCUCAAAGUCCAGCUAAAGCGGCCUAAGGAUGCCAACCGGCCCUACUGAGGGCCCCCAGGUCUGGAGACACCAGAGGAAGGGGCACCAUACCCCUCUCCCCACAACUGGCCCCAGCCCUCUCUGCACACCUGCCCAGGGCCUCCAGGGGGCUCUGGGGCAAAAGCUGCUUCCCAGCCCCGGGGACAGGACACCUGUCUGCUCCCACCACCCCGUCCCUCCUGAAGGGCCCGUUUCCUCCCAGGUGCCCUUUGGCCUUUGUGAGGGAGCAAGGGACAGGCUCGAAGGGGUAUCUGCCUUCAGCUGGGGCUCCUGUGGUGACCUUCUGUGCCCAGCUUUCACACUCGCGUCCCCCACCAGUGGGCCUGUGGCCCCAGGAGGGUGGUGGGGGCCUCCCACAAGCCCCCCGCCUCACCUUUGCCUCAGCCUCUUCCCCACAUUAGGGGUUUCUCAGAAGCUGGCUCUCACACCACCUGCCACCCUCAGCUAGAGGUAGGAUAUCCCCGGACCAUGGGCUCCCAGCCCUAAAAUUCACUGCCUCCCCCAUGGGCCCCUCUAAGGAGGGUGUGGGGGAGCCCUGAGGGCUGCCUCUCCACCAGUCAGCCACAGAGACCCUCCUCCUUUCACGAGGAAAAGACCUCCCCUGAGCCCCUAAAAAUGUUUACAGUCUCUGCUGGUCCCCUCUGUGUAAAUACCACCACCACCCGUGCGUUACCCAGCCCGGCCCGGCCCGGACGCUGCCAGCUCUCUUUCUGGGAGUUUAGACAAUGUUUCCCUUGGAUUUUUUCUCUCUCUUGAUUUCUCCCUUUGCUUUGGGGGUAAAUGGGUGUUUGGGAGGAGGGGGGUGGGGAGG
Molecule: messenger RNA, 2799 nt
Organism: Suricata suricatta (meerkat)
Lineage: Eukaryota; Metazoa; Chordata; Mammalia; Carnivora; Herpestidae
Gene: CELF3
Product: CUGBP Elav-like family member 3
Exons: 13
Coding region: 606-1997 (463 amino acids)
Biological process (GO): regulation of alternative mRNA splicing, via spliceosome; mRNA splice site recognition
Cellular component (GO): cytoplasm; ribonucleoprotein complex; nucleus
Molecular function (GO): mRNA binding
Source: RefSeq, a predicted model, not a curated record